This is a messenger RNA of Rhodofomes roseus, 1984 nucleotides long. RefSeq lists its product as uncharacterized. The transcript is spliced from 8 exons. The coding region runs from base 216 to 1556 and encodes 446 amino acids. NCBI's taxonomy places the organism in Eukaryota, Fungi, Basidiomycota, Agaricomycetes, Polyporales, Fomitopsidaceae. The record is from RefSeq and is a predicted model, not a curated record.
CGCAGGCUGCGACUCCUUCGCAUAGCAGCAACGAAAAGUCAGUAGUCGUCACAGAUAACGUACUGGCAGCCUCGCUAUACGUCACGACCUCCUCGCGGUGCCGACGAGCAGCAAAACGUCUCGUGUCGUCUCCAUCACACCAACGGACGUAGUCUCAGGAUCAACUACUGACACAUUCGCACUUCUGCCGUCUGUGUACAAUCCGGUGUACCGACAUGGAAGAAUGUGCAUCGACUAGGACGGCCGCCUCCGGAGCGUCAUCUCAGGAUGAAUCAGCUCCGCGGUUGCCCACCGAGAUCUGCGGACGGAUCAUUGACCAUGUAGCGGCGGAAUUGAAUCUCAACUACCAGGUUCUGACUGGGAAUCCAAAGCUCCUAGCUCUUCAAUCGUGCGCACUAGUAUGCAGGGAUUGGUACUUUCACACCUGGUACCAUCUCCGUCAGCGCGUUCACCUCCGUGACCGGAACGACGUCCGUUCACUUUCCAGGACACUCCGCGAGAGACCACGCCUCAGCGGUGUCGUCCGACAGGUCGUCAUCUCGGGUCAAACAUCUGGCCAGCAGUCACUGAUUCAACACCUCGGAACGUUUGCCGCCAUGCUUGCCGGGAAGCUCCCGGAGCUCUCGAAGAUCACCAUCGAGGAAGCGGAAUGGACCGUUGGCUUGAUGAGGGUGGAAGACUUCGGAUAUCUCGCCGCAUUUCACCUCGUCAACACGUUAGCCAUCGCCAACGUCACCAUGUCGAGCAUCGCCCAGCUGGCCCGCCUCAUCUCAGCACUCCCUGCCAUGAGACAUCUGUAUUGCUUCAAUGUCGACUGCUCACAGAAACACCCAGUCUCUCCUGUCUCUCUCCCGCUCAAUUCUGCAAGCCUGAAGGUCCUCGAAGUGCGAUGGGUCGCGCCUGCGGUUGAAGACCUACUCGUUCGGAUCAGCCAGGCUUCCCGGCUACGCAAGCUCGAUUUCGGAGUUGGCGGCGAAUUCACCUCAUCCUCCGCAGGCAGCAGAACCCAAGCUUUAUUGGAUGCAGGUGCGGCCUCAGUGGCAGCCCUCACGCUCUGGAUUGCUUCCGCCUCCUCCGUGGACAGUCACACUGUUGAUUCCACUGUAGAACGACACCUCAACCUGUCACGCCAUGAAAGGUUGUGGCGAUUGGCGAUUCGCCUGUACCACCCCUUUGUUGCGUGGUCCUGGAUUCCUCACAUUGUCUCUCGAAUCCAGUCAGAUCAUCUCAUGGCCUUUUCUGUUUUGUUUAUGGCUCGUGCAGAUCAUGCAGCCGCCGACUUCGAUGGGGUGGUGACGAUGAUGGAGGAAGAUGGGAUCUUGGCCUCCUUGUUUUUGAAAACGACUGGCUGCCGCUUGUCAAGUUGUUUGAUUCAGAAUCAUCAUUCAGAGAGCAUUGUGGCCGGUGGGACGAGCUCGUUAGACGGAAGAUGCCGGGGUGCGAUAGACGGGGCAUAUGGACCAUCGUUUAUAGCAUCGAAGAGCACGAGAACUGGCGUCGUAACAUGGAUAAAAUUCAUAAAGCGACGAAAAACCAGAAGGCCAAAAGCGGAGUAGAGGUGCAGCGAGAGGACGACGCCGAGCAUGCGUCGGACACGUCAGGCUGACUGUCCUAAUCAUGUACACUCGCCGGUGUCAGUGUAACGAGUCCUUGUUAUCGUACGCGGCGCGGUUUGCGCAUUUGAUUGUCUCGCCAAAAGGCGAGCGGCGAUGCCCUAUGUAGCGACGUAACACUAUUCGCGGGAUGUCCCCGAAAUACUGGUCCACGGAUGUCGUCACGUAGAACAUUAUCGCUGGUGUAGCAGUGUACUCGGAGCGAACGCUCUCGCACUCUGGGUAUGUCAGCGCACGGAUCUACCUCCCCUACUACUAGCCUGGUACUCUCAAGUUCACCGGCCGCUGCAGGAGGCUACCUCCAGGGCGGAGAUCACAGUUACGGUUUCGUUGGGUUUCCGCUACGUACUAAUGUUCAUGACAGAGCAUGC